AUGUGUCUGCGCUCCCUCACUUCGUCACAACAGCCAUCACACUCGAUCAAGCGACGAGGCACCAAGAUGAUCGCAUACACUAUCGCUGCUUUGACCGUUCUCCUCGCCGGUACCGCUCGCGCUGUACAGUACGAUGACCUCGAUGGCGGCAACAUGCCGCGUUGUUUGCUCGAGAUCCAUGUCCCGGAUGUACCCAACAUGGCAACGUUGAUGUCCAAGUUCGAAUACCGUGCUCUCGACGGAAUCAUCUCGUCUGCUACUUAUCUUCCUGAUCGCGCGGGCGUACCCACGGCCAACGUGACCCCAGCGGGCAAACAGAAGUUCAAAGGACAGUACCUGAACGCUUCACGCAUCCAAUUCAAAGGCAAUUCUGGUGGCCUUGACGCAGACUUCACCAUCACUGUUCUCUACAACAAGCCCAACACACUCGAUCUCUGGUUCAUCGACGACAUGUCCGUCAAUGGUCACCCCGCUGGGAUCGCCAACGCAAACCUCUGGUGCGGCGCCACAGUCAAACAGCCCUCCGAUUACCCAGGCUGCUCGCUCGACAAGCUCGCCACAUGCUAGUAGCAAGGCAGAACCGACAAUCUUCAGGUCCUCGAUGCAUCUUUUGUGAAACACAACGCUGUCAGUCGCGGCUCGCCCAUUGCAUGAAACCUCCCUCCUCAGUAUGACCUGCUUAAACCAAGCUUCGUUUCUACCCACAUGACCGCUCAAGAGAUCAUGUUCCGGGUUCUCGCAAUCUUUGCACUCUUCUUCUCGUCAAGCCUCGCUAUCGUCGUACCACAGCGUUCGACCGGCCU
Molecule: messenger RNA, 803 nt
Organism: Mixia osmundae IAM 14324
Lineage: Eukaryota; Fungi; Basidiomycota; Mixiomycetes; Mixiales; Mixiaceae
Exons: 4
Coding region: 1-567 (188 amino acids)
Source: RefSeq, a predicted model, not a curated record